Molecule: messenger RNA, 1308 nt
Organism: Salvia splendens (bonfire salvia)
Lineage: Eukaryota; Viridiplantae; Streptophyta; Magnoliopsida; Lamiales; Lamiaceae
Product: putative F-box/LRR-repeat protein At4g15060
Exons: 4
Coding region: 1-1308 (435 amino acids)
Molecular function (GO): protein binding
Source: RefSeq, a predicted model, not a curated record
AUGGAUGGAAUCGAAUCAAACCGACAACCCUGUACGAAGAAGCUAAAGAAAGAGGCUUUAGGGUUUGGGGAUGACAGGAUAAGCGAGUUACCUGAUGACAUCAUCUUCACUAUUCUCUCAUUCCUACCCUUGGAAGACGUUGUUUCCACUAGCCUUCUUUCACCACGAUGGUUGGAUUUGUGGAAGCAUAGUCCUUAUCUCGAAUUUUUCGACACUGAUGAUCUCUACCGAAUAAAGAGUGAUACAGAGCAUGCUUCGUGGGAUGUAGGGACAUGCAAGCAUGUCAAAAUGGUGAAUUCGGUUCUUGAAUCGCAUCAAGCCCUCUUCCUAAAACACUUCAGGCUUAAUUUCUAUGUAAACAAGUCUGCACAAAGCGUAGUCACCAAAUGGCUCGGAUUUGUCUGGUCGAGACAAGUUGAGAGCUUGAAUAUGAACUUCCGGUGCUACAAUGUAAAGCAUGCAGUUAUGUUAGAAGAUUUGUUGGGACAGAUGAGGCCAAUGAAAUAUCUCCAGAAUUUGUCGCUAAUCAUGAUGAAAGUAAGUGGUGAAGACAUCUCAUUGUUCCUAAAAAAUUGCCCUUUCCUUAGGAAAUUGAGAAUCGCACAUUCAUUUUUGACAUCUGACGUUCAUAUCUCCGGGGCAACUCUUGCAUUGGAGAAUCUUUGGAUAAUUGGAUGCAGCUUUAUGGAAUCCGUUGUAAUCAAUAUUUUUGCUCCAAAUGUUUUUAUGGUUUGUGUUGAUGCAAGACCGGGGAAACUUCGGUUCAAGAAUGUUCCAAGACUUGCAGAUGCAAGACUUAGAAUAACAGGUCCAACAUAUACAAUGGACCAUUUUACUUCUACCUUGUCCUGCUUGACUUCCCAACUCCAUAGACUUACCUUGGAUGGUCGCGACACUGACAAGCUUUUGGCGAAAGGGUUUCCUCAACUGCCUAAUCUCAAAGAAUUGUCCGUUGAGCUCACCUGUCUUUUGCCAGUGACUCAUGUGAUAUCGGCAUGUCCUCGUCUUCAUUGCUUCAUUUUCAUGGUUGGACAGGACAGAGUGGCCAAAAAAUUUGAAGAAUUCCCGGGAUUGGAUCUUGAGCUUGGAGAAGCAUUUGCGUUUCAGGGAUUUCUUGGCGAGGUCAGCGUGCAUGUGACGGUGGAUUUCAGCGGCAAGAUCGCGGGCGGCGGCGAUGUCAAUAAUUGUUGGUGUCAUUUGGAGGUCAUGAAGAUUGAAUGUGUUUCUUCCCCUAAAGGCGUCCUCCGCCGGGCUGUUCGCGGCGAUGACGGCGGUGGUGAACAAGCUCCAACCCUUGCAGCUCGCUGA